AUGGAGACUCGUAGCACCAGUGAGGCCAAAAGGCUUCGGCAAUUUGACGAUCAUUGCGCCGUCACUCAGCGCCAACUAGACGAGAUUACAUCAAUUCUGGAAGAUCGUGAAGCCCAGCUCUCCAGAACAACCGGCGUCGGAUCCGAACUUGAAGAGAGGCUGAAAAGAAUUAAGGUCAGUUUUUUGACUUGCUAUGCCGGCUUGAUGACCACGGGUUGA
Messenger RNA from Protopolystoma xenopodis, 219 nucleotides. Lineage: Eukaryota; Metazoa; Platyhelminthes; Monogenea; Polystomatidea; Polystomatidae. The record is from the annotation of a GenBank genome assembly.